Molecule: messenger RNA, 1209 nt
Organism: Lingula anatina
Lineage: Eukaryota; Metazoa; Brachiopoda; Lingulata; Lingulida; Lingulidae
Product: fibrinogen C domain-containing protein 1
Source: RefSeq, a predicted model, not a curated record
GAGUGUCAAAUGAAAAUAACGCACGCCGCGUGCCUUGAUGACUCUUAAAUAUUGCUGACAGGAUUAGAUGUGCGUUCUUCUUUAGCGUUUUAACACCGUGAGGAGCAAUGGAGUUGAGUUCCGCUGUUAUUUUACUCUGUCUUGUUGACGCUACACUUGGAAUUCGUGAUAUCAAACCUAGGGAUGUACAGGCCACAUCACAGUCUCGGUGUUCAGUAACAUCCACCCUGCUGGACAUCCUGAAGAAUGAUCUGAAACGCUUGGAAGACAGAUACGAUGUUCUGCAGGACGUCUUGAAGAACGACAUUAAAGAUCUGAAGCAGAACAAUAAGAAGUUAGAAAGCAGAUACGAUGAUCUGGUGAACAAAUAUGCUAAGCUUCUACAGGCAACAACAACUUUACAAGUCAAAUUUGCAAACUUCACCGCAGAAAAUCAAGGCGCAAGUGGCCGGGACUGCGCUGAAUUGUACAAGAACGGCGUGAAGUUGAACGGGGUGUAUACCAUAACACCUGAUAACAGUCCGAACGCAUUUAACGUCUACUGUGACAUGACCACUGACGGAGGAGGAUGGACACUGUUCCAGAAGCGCAUGGACGGUUCAGUGGAUUUCUACCGUGGCUGGCAGUCUUAUAAGCAUGGGUUUGGAAAUCUGAAUGGAGAACACUGGUUAGGGAAUGAUUUUAUUAAUGUCAUCACUAACCAAAGACGGUACGAGCUGCGUGUUGACUUGGAAGACGCCAAUGGCGUAAGGCGUUACGCCAAUUACGACCACUUCGCUAUAGCGUCGGAAAGAGCUAAGUACCAGUUGACUCUUGGGACUUACUCUGGAAACGCGGGGGAUUCUCUGAAACUCCAUAAAGGCUAUGCUUUCACCACAAAGGACAGAGAUAACGAUGCAUAUGCAAGGAAUUGUGCACAGGAAUACAAGGGAGCUUGGUGGUAUGACAAUUGUCACCAUUCCAAUCUGAACGGCCUGUACCACCUGGGUGAUCACAGCUCGUACGCUGAUGGCGUCAACUGGAAGACAUUUAAAGGGCACUACCACUCCCUGAAGACAACGGAGAUGAAAGUUCGUCCUGUCGGCUUCAAGGCUGCUUCUAGCAGUAGUGGUUAGGCAGUGCUCGCAUCUUCAUCAUAAGCAGAACUAAUAUAUUCUCUUGAAGUUAUGUAAGAGAAAAAGAAACACAAAUAAAUUUUUAGGUAUUCAG